Messenger RNA from Aegilops tauschii subsp. strangulata, 968 nucleotides. Lineage: Eukaryota; Viridiplantae; Streptophyta; Magnoliopsida; Poales; Poaceae. The record is from RefSeq and is a predicted model, not a curated record.
UAAGUGAUUAUCAUGCUUGUAUCAUAACUCGAUAUCAAUUUUGCAUUCAAUCCCAUUUUGCAGGUGGAAUGGGAGCCGUAUGGAAAAGGAGAGAGUUUUGAUAACCCUAUAGAUUUCAGGCUGAAUCCGAUGUGCACUAGGGAUAGGGAUCUCUGGCAUAUGCGGUGCCCACUGAUAUGCAACUGGGCGGUUGAGCUUCACCUGCCACAUCGGGUGUUCCGCCAGUUUGGUUUGUUCCAGCCACACCCGCCGGAGUGGGAGGACACGGACAAGUUGCUACACGCGUUGGAUAGGAAAAAGCAGCGGAAGAUCAAGGAUUGGGCCAAGCAUCACAGGAAGUAUGUCGUGCAGUUCGCUCUUAGUGUGGAGCAAGCAAGGGCUGGAAAACGAGCCCAGCUUCGUCAGCACUGCCCGAUCGCGUUCAACAACUAUCUCACAUGGUUUCUUGCAAGUACCCGCGUGGAGGUAUGCCAGCCGGCGUAUGCUGAGGAGAUUCUGGAAGAACCCACCGUUUUUGAUGAGGUAGCCCAGCACCAGUACAACGCAUUAGUCAGGAAAGGCAACUCAGUGAUCCCUUCAGCUCCAAUGAUGAACUUUGUGGCUAGCCCUUUUUGCUUUUCCAUUCGCACUAUUCACAUCUUCACUUGCCUAACACUUUGAUACCGUUUCUGUUCAUAGCGUGCCCAGAUCAAGAAAGCAGCUGAUGAGACCGAGACUAUUCUGAAAACAACCCCGGCUGGCAAAAGCGAUGGGGAAGGUGCACUUCGAGCACUCAUUAAGGUUCACAUCUCCUUCAAACUAGCACUUAACAUUUGUUGCUACGUUCCAUGUCUCAUUCAAUUGUACAUGUUGCAGCGCCAGGGCCAAAAGUUAAGGCGGCUAUCAAACCUUUUCGGUUGUCGUGACCCCGAGUAUGUAUCACCAGAACGGUCUAGGUCGGCGACACCAUCAGAUCCCGCUUCGGGGCA